AUGUCAAUUCCAUCAACUCAAUAUGGGUUCGUUUAUACCAAACAAUCGGGACUCAAUUUACAAUCCAAUUUGCCGGUGCAUAAGCCCAAGGCAGGACAAUUGUUGUUGAAGAUUGAUGCUGUUGGAUUGUGUCAUUCUGACUUGCAUGUCAUCUACGAAGGUUUAGAUUGUGGUGACAAUUAUGUCAUGGGCCAUGAAAUUGCCGGCACUGUCGCUGCUGUUGGUUCCGAUGUGACUAGCUUUAAAGUUGGCGACCGUGUUGCAUGUGUUGGGCCCAAUGGGUGUGGUGGGUGUAAGUAUUGUCGUGGUUCUAUUGAUAAUGUGUGUAAACGCGCCUUUGGCGAUUGGUUUGGCUUGGGGUAUGAUGGUGGGUACCAGCAGUACUUGUUAGUUACUAGACCACGCAAUUUGGCGCGCAUUCCUGAAAAUGUAUCAUCGGAUGUGGCUGCUGCUUCGACUGAUGCCGUGUUGACGCCUUAUCAUGCCAUCAAGAUGGCUAAAGUUUCGCCUACUUCGAAUGUGUUGUUAGUUGGUGCUGGUGGAUUAGGUGGCAAUGCCAUCCAAGUUGCCAAGGCAUUUGGAGCCAAGGUCACGGUGUUGGAUAAAAAGAAGGAGGCCCGUGACCAAGCAAAGAAGUUAGGUGCUGAUGAAGUGUAUGAAUCUUUGCCAGGUUCAAUUUUUCCCGGAACCUAUUCUGCCUGUUUUGAUUUUGUUUCAGUGCAAGCAACAUUUGACUUGUGUCAAAAGUAUGUCGAGCCCAAGGGGAUCAUUGUUCCUGUGGGAUUGGGUGCGCCCAAGUUGUCGUUUGAUUUGGGCGAUUUGGCGUUGCGCGAAGUGCAAAUUUUGGGUAGUUUUUGGGGAACGACUAAUGAUUUGGAUGAAGUGUUGCAGUUGGUUAGUGAGGGUAAAGUUAAGCCUGUGGUUCAGGGUGCUAAAUUGAAGGAGUUGCCCGAGUAUAUUGAAAAGUUGAGAAAGAAUGCCUAUGAGGGAAGAAUUGUAUUUAAUCCAUAG
This is a messenger RNA of Lodderomyces margitis, 1011 nucleotides long. It is a transcript of the gene ADH5, whose product is annotated as Adh5p. Bases 1 to 1011 code for a protein of 336 amino acids. Lineage: Eukaryota; Fungi; Ascomycota; Pichiomycetes; Serinales; Debaryomycetaceae. Gene Ontology annotation, molecular function: zinc ion binding; oxidoreductase activity. The record is from RefSeq and is a predicted model, not a curated record. The transcript has a single exon.